ACUUUUACUUCCACAUAUACCACCACCACCGCUUCCGGUGCCCCACCAUUAGUUGUUAUCGAAACUCCAGAACCAUCCACUACUACUAUUCCUUGGACCGGAACUUUUACUUCCACAUAUACCACCACCACCGCUUCCGGUGCCCCACCAUUAGUUGUUAUCGAAACUCCAGAACCAUCAACUACUACUAUUCCUUGGACUGGUACCUUCACUAGUACUUACACUACAUUUGUCUCAGGUGAACCACCAUUGGUUGUCAUCGAAACUCCAGAACCAUCAACUACUACUAUCCCAUGGACUGGAACUUUUACUUCCACAUAUACCACCACCACCGCUUCCGGUGCCCCACCAUUGGUCGUAAUCGAAACUCCAGAACCAUCAACUACAACUAUUCCUUGGACUGGAACUUUUACUAGUACUUACACUACUUUUGUCUCAGGUGGGCCACCAUUAGUCGUCAUUGAAACCCCAGGUCCAUCAACCACAACCAUUCCAUGGACUGGAACUUUUACAAGUACCUACACAACAACCAGUUCAUCUGGUGCUCCUCCUUUAGUUGUUAUUGAAACACCAGAAGCUUCUACCACCACCAUCCCAUGGACUGGUACCUUCACUAGUACUUACACUACUUUUGUCUCAGGGGAACCACCAUUAGUUGUUAUUGAAACUCCAGAACCAUCCACUACUACUAUUCCUUGGACCGGAACUUUUACUAGUACUUACACUACUACCACCGCUUCUGGUGCCCCACCAUUAGUUGUUAUCGAAACUCCAAGUAGUGAUAUUUCUACUACUACUAUUCCAUGGACCGGUACUUUUACUAGUACUUACACUACCUUUGUUUCAGGGGAACCACCAUUGAUUGUCAUUGAAACUCCAGAACCAUCCACUACCACCAUUCCAUGGACCGGUACUUUUACUAGUACUUACACUACUACUACUGCUUCUGGUGCUCCACCAUUAGUUGUUAUUGAAACCCCAGGUCCAUCAACUACUACUAUUCCAUGGACCGGUACCUUCACUAGUACUUACACAACUACUACUGCUUCUGGUGCUCCACCAUUAGUCGUUAUUGAAACUCCAAGUAGUGAUGUUUCUACCACCACCAUCCCAUGGACAGGAACUUUUACUUCCACCUACACAACUACUACCGCUUCCGGUGAACCACCAUUGGUUGUUAUUGAAACUCCCGAACCAUCCACUACUACUAUUCCUUGGACCGGAACUUUUACUUCCACAUAUACCACCACCACCGCUUCCGGUGAACCACCAUUAGUCGUUAUUGAAACUCCAACACCAGAGCCAUCAACUACCACCAUCCCAUGGACCGGUACUUUUACUUCCACCUACACAACUACUACCGCUUCCGGUGAACCACCAUUGGUUAUUAUUGAAACUCCAACACUCCCAGUACUUACUGGACCAUGGGCAAACACCACUUACGCUACGUCAACCCUUACUUCAACCACCAUGGCCACUGUUCCAUGUGAAAUCUGUGGCGAUGUUACUUCUUCACCUGUUCCACCAACUCCAACCACUAUAACAUCAACUACGAUUGUUACCAUUCCAUGUAAAGUCUGUCAAGGCGGUACUACUGUAUCAACUUCAACAAUUGUCACUACCGUUGUCCCAAGUAACCCAGGUUCUCCUAACUCUGAGGUCACAAAAGUUACUUUAGUUUCACAACCUGCUCAAACCCCAGGUUCCGAUAAUGGAUCUCCGAACACCGAUUCUCAUAACCCAGAUUCAGUGGUAUCCCUCAGUCAAACUCCUCAAACAUCAGGUACUAUUUCAGUCCCAACCUUCGAAGGUGGAGCUUCUAUGAAAGCUUUAUCAUCAACUGUUUUGAUGAUUUUCUCCUUCUUAAUGAUGAUUUGA
Yamadazyma jaroonii is the source of this 1878-nucleotide messenger RNA. The record is from the annotation of a GenBank genome assembly. NCBI's taxonomy places the organism in Eukaryota, Fungi, Ascomycota, Pichiomycetes, Serinales, Debaryomycetaceae.